Messenger RNA from Colletotrichum navitas, 1488 nucleotides. RefSeq lists its product as uncharacterized. The coding region runs from base 178 to 1461 and encodes 427 amino acids. Lineage: Eukaryota; Fungi; Ascomycota; Sordariomycetes; Glomerellales; Glomerellaceae. The record is from RefSeq and is a predicted model, not a curated record. The transcript has 6 exons.
GAAGGCGAGGUUGUCUUAUUCAAGUCCGGUAACGGCGGAGGUCCAACCGAGUCCGACCAAAGCCAAUGUUCUACAGGCUAUAAGUAUUUCACUUGUCCAUUACCGGAGUGGGACGGGCUUACGUCUGGAUGUCGAUGGACAGGCUGCGAGGGUUCCUGUAACGCUGAUGAGACUGAAAUGGCUUACUCCAAUGACAUAUACAACAGAUGUCCGCACCAGGCCUUCUCUUGGGGAGUGCGAUAUUGUUGUAAAGAUGGUAAAAGACCAUUGUCGAAUUGUCACUGGGUUGGACAAGGACACUGUGACGACAAUAUAUGCAACCCGAAUGAAGUCACUGCGGCACGGAAUUCAGUUGGCGAUGGCUAUGGUUGCAGAUUCGGUCGCGAGAAGUCUCUUUGCUGUACUCCAGAAAUGGGGACGCUUGAGUUUAAUACCUGUUCUGCAAGCCUCUGCGACUACGACAAAGGCCUUUGCGAUCUUGAUCCUUGGGCCGACGGGCCGGAUAAUGACGAUGACUUCAGCAAACAAGCCUCUCGGCCCUCUAUGAACGCUAGCGGAGUGAUAAUUCGACCUAGAGGAUACCCAGGUUCUAGCUUCCUUUUCGACGGUAUCGAUGGGAACCAGGUGCUUAGUAGAGCUUUCACAAUUUCGGACCCAAACUGUCGCGUCACAAAGCUGAAGAAGAUUGAUCCCAACACCAUCACCAAGCCUGAGAAACAGGCAAAAUGGGCCACAGAGCAUGGAGUUGAGAUUCAAUACAUUAAGAGUUUUACGAGUACGGCCGUAACAGGAAAUCUCCCUUCGAAACGGAGACUGACGACAACUGGAUACAUUGGCAAGAAACAUAUGAAUGAAUACUUCAACAACCCAAAUGGGCUCUCCACUCCGUACAGAGCCACGAAUACUAGCAGAGCAACGAGGAAUCCCUCGGCUGCCAUGUUUGAAGCCAUUGGCUCUUACACAAAUCGGCGAAGCCUUUUCCUCGUUACACGUUCACUCAACUCUGUAAAGCGCAGGGUGUUCGAAGGCAUCGACCCUCUAAGUAAAGAUAGAUUGCAGAAGUUUGUGGCAGAAUCGAUUCGUACUGGCAAAGGAGAGGAAAAGUUCCUCCUAUUCAUCCGUGAGACGAUUGGAACCUUUCAGUACAUACAUGACCCAGAAGUCUUGCCGCGAAUCCAAGAAACUCGUCGGCGGUUAAGAGAGACAAGCGUCGAAAUUUCAACCCAAAUUCCAAUGUUGAUAUUUUUCGACGAAAUCUGGGAUGAAUUCGAUCCAGACUGGUGGAAUACUAUGACUGACACUGCCAGGGGCUGGGUGACCAAGUCUAUUGCUUAUAUUGAGCGUGAGUAUAGGGCUGCUGCUGCGUCGCCAGCUCCUCCGAGUAACUGGGGAGCUGUUCAACGGGCCAUCUAUACUCUUAAUAGAGACAUGGUAUAUAUUAAAACCUUGCCGAGAAUAUAAUGAAGCCGGUUUGUACAUUAUAAAUAG